This is a messenger RNA of Peromyscus eremicus (cactus mouse), 1793 nucleotides long. It is a transcript of the gene Wipi1, whose product is annotated as WD repeat domain, phosphoinositide interacting 1. Lineage: Eukaryota; Metazoa; Chordata; Mammalia; Rodentia; Cricetidae. Gene Ontology annotation, cellular component: phagophore assembly site membrane; cytosol; extrinsic component of membrane. The transcript is spliced from 13 exons. Gene Ontology annotation, molecular function: phosphatidylinositol-3-phosphate binding; phosphatidylinositol-3,5-bisphosphate binding; protein binding. The coding region runs from base 115 to 1455 and encodes 446 amino acids. Gene Ontology annotation, biological process: nucleophagy; autophagy of mitochondrion; protein lipidation. The record is from RefSeq and is a predicted model, not a curated record.
GGGCGAGACCGGGGCGGGACCGAGGCGGCAAGCCGGCCGACGGAGCCGGCGCGGGCGGGCUGCUGAGGUGGCUGUCCCCCGCUCCAAGCUGCGGCUUCCCGGGUCGAGCCCCUCAUGGAGGCCGAAGCCGCAGAUGCCCCUCCGGGUCGGGUGGAGGCGGCGCUCAGCUGCUUCUCUUUCAACCAAGACUGCACGUCCCUAGCUAUUGGAACCAAGGCUGGCUACAAGCUGUUUUCUUUGAGUUCUGUGGAGCAACUUGACCAAGUCCAUGGAAGCAAUGAAAUCCCCGACGUGUACAUUGUGGAGCGCCUCUUCUCCAGCAGCCUGGUGGUGGUGGUCAGUCACACAAAACCUCGGCAGAUGAACGUGUACCACUUCAAGAAAGGCACUGAGAUCUGUAAUUACAGCUACUCCAGCAACAUUUUGUCCAUACGGCUGAACCGGCAGAGGCUGCUGGUCUGCCUGGAAGAAUCCAUCUAUAUCCACAACAUUAAAGAUAUGAAGCUAUUGAAGACCCUCCUGGACAUCCCCUCCAACCCAACAGGUCUGUGUGCCCUCUCUAUCAACCAUUCCAACUCCUACCUGGCAUAUCCUGGAAGCCAGACUACAGGAGAGAUUGUUCUCUAUGAUGGAAACUCCCUGAAAACAGUGUGCACCAUCGCUGCCCACGAGGGAACACUGGCCGCCAUCACCUUCAACUCCUCGGGCUCCAAACUAGCAAGUGCGUCGGAGAAAGGCACCGUCAUCCGAGUGUUCUCUGUACCUGAUGGGCAAAAACUCUAUGAGUUUCGUCGAGGAAUGAAAAGGUAUGUGACAAUCAGCUCUCUAGUGUUCAGUAUGGACUCGCAGUUCCUGUGUGCCUCCAGCAACACGGAGACCGUGCACAUCUUCAAGCUGGAGCACCUGACUGACAGCCGCCCAGAAGAGCCUUCCACCUGGAGUGGCUACAUGGGAAAGAUGUUCAUGGCAGCUACCAACUACCUCCCCGCCCAGGUGUCGGACAUGAUGAACCAGGACAGGGCUUUCGCCACAGGACGCCUGAACUUCUCUGGGCAGAAGAACAUCUGUACCCUGUCCACGAUCCAAAAACUGCCGCGACUGCUGGUGGCCUCCUCCGAUGGACACCUUUACAUCUACAAUCUGGACCCUCAGGAUGGAGGGGAGUGCGUCUUGAUCAAAACCCACAGUUUGCUCAGCUCAGGAACAACCGAAGACAACAAAGAGAACGACCUCAGGCCUUCCUUACCUCCGUCUUAUGCAGCAACUGUAGCAAGGCCCAGCACGUCCGCAGCCUCCACUGUGCCAGGUUACUCUGAGGACGGUGGGGCACUUCGAGGAGAAGUUAUUCCGGAACACGAAUUUGCAACGGGACCAGUGUGUCUUGACGAUGAGAAUGAGUUUCCCCCUAUAAUCUUGUGCCGCGGAAGUCAGAAGGGCAAAACGAAGCAGUCCUGACAAGAAGCGCACCCCAGAAAUCAGGACACCCUGUCGGGUGGUUUUGGAGAGAACAAGGACAGUGGAAGAAACGGAGUGCAAUCACUUGUGUGAGCAGAGAGGGAGGGGAGGCAGGGAUCCUGGGUGCCUCGCUGCCUGAGCCGUAGACCGUGGUUAGCCCCCCACCCAGCCCCCUCAGCCUUGGCUGCCAGUGGGUGAGGAGAACGUUGGAGUCACAUCACGCUGUUUAAAAUACCUUCAAACCAGUGUAAAUGCUAACUAACCAUAUUGGUAUAUAACCGGAAUUUUAUAUUAAAAAGGGCGUCCUUGUCAAAUAUAUGCUGUGUAAAAAAAAAAAA